Molecule: messenger RNA, 1049 nt
Organism: Neltuma alba
Lineage: Eukaryota; Viridiplantae; Streptophyta; Magnoliopsida; Fabales; Fabaceae
Product: glutamate receptor 2.9-like
Exons: 3
Coding region: 24-1049 (341 amino acids)
Cellular component (GO): membrane
Molecular function (GO): ligand-gated monoatomic ion channel activity
Source: RefSeq, a predicted model, not a curated record
CAUUUCUAACACUUAAUCCGUGUAUGAAAAUAUUGCAGAAUCUUGAUGUUAUAAUUGGAGACAUCACAGUUCUAGCGAGUCGCACAGAUUGUGUUGAUUUCACAAUGCCGUAUUUGGAUUCAAGCGUGUCAAUGGUGGUAAAGGUGAGGUCCGACUCCAAAAGCAGGUGGAUCCUCUUCAGCCCUUUUGAUUUGUUACUUUGGUUAAUUCUUGCUGCGAUUCUUGUGGUUGCAACUAUUAUUGUAAUCACAUUGGAAAAAAAAGCAGCGGACGAAUGUGAAGAAAGCAAAUACAAAGAAUAUGUCCGUAAUCCCUUCCUUAUUUACAUGACCGAUGUUGAGUUUUUGAAAAAUGGGAAUUCUAAAUGGUUGGUGAUAGUGGUCAUGUUUCUAUUGGGCAUAGCAGUGCAAGUUUACACAGCAAAUUUAACAUCAAUUUUAACAGAGAGGACAACGGCAAAACCUUCUCCAUGGAGGGACGUGCAAGAGAUCAGAAGGAACAAUCGGUCCGUGGGAUACCAAAAAAAUUCCUGGGUGAAAGAGCUUCUGAUUCACCAAAUAGGAUUCGAUCCAACUCGGUUAAAGCCUUUAGAAAGCCCCAAACAGUACAAGGAAGCAUUAUCAAACGAAGACAAAGAAAAAGGCAUUGUUGCUAUUUUUGAUGAAACUCCUUAUCUCAUGCUCAUGCUUUCCCAAUGCCCUUCUUGCAAGAUGACAGGACCAAUCUACAAAACUGCUGGAUUUGCUUUUGCGUUCCCAAAGAAUUCUACCUUGGUCUCGAAGUUUUCAGUUGCAAUAUUAAAAGUGACUCAAAAUGUGGUGAUGUUUGGUGAGAUGAUGAAGAGGAUAUCCUUAAACACUACUAUUGACAAAUCUGAAUUCAAAAGUGGUGUGGAGACACGAAGUUUGACAAUAGAAGACUUUGGAGCCCUUUUCCCAGUAGCAUGUGUUUUAGCUCUCUUCUUCGGCCUUUCAAUUCUGAAACCUCAAUGGCUGCAAAAGAAAUGGAUUUCUUGUUGGACAGUGCGCGGCGGAGGAGUUAUAUAUUGA